CUUGGAGGAGGAAUCUAUUUUCUCACACCGUAAAUCCUUCUCAUGCCGGUGGGGCUCUGCCAGGAGAAAGCCGGGGGCAAGACCCUUGCCAGGGGCCUGGCUGGCACAGCAUGGAGCACUCCAGCAAGAUGGAGUUUUUCCAGAAGCUAGGCUACGACCGGGAGGAUGUGGUCCGGGUGCUGGCCAAGCUGGGCCAGGACGCCCUGGUCAACGACGUGCUGCAGGAGCUGAUCCAGACCGGCAGCCGCCCCGGGGCCCACCAGAGCAGUGCUGCACCCCUGCUGGUCCAGGGCUCCUGUGGGACCCCGGACUCCAUCCAGCGCGGGCUGGGGGCCGAUCCCGAGGAGGAGUGCGGAGACCCAGCCAGCUCCCUGAGACCUAUCGUGAUCGACGGCAGCAACGUGGCCAUGAGCCAUGGAAAUAAAGAAGUCUUCUCUUGCCGGGGAAUCCAGCUGGCUGUGGACUGGUUCAGGGAAAGAGGACACACCUACAUCAAAGUUUUUGUCCCAUCCUGGAGGAAGGACCCCCCGAGAGCCGACACCCCCAUCAGAGAGCAGCAUGUGCUGGAGGAGCUGGAGCGCCAGGCGGUGCUCGUGUACACCCCGUCUCGCAAGGUGAAUGGCAAGCGUGUGGUCUGCUACGACGACCGCUACAUCGUGAAGGUGGCCUACGAGCGGGACGGCGUCAUCGUCUCCAAUGACAACUACCGCGACCUGCAGAGCGAGAACCCCGAGUGGAAGUGGUUCAUUGAGCAGAGGCUGCUCAUGUUCUCCUUUGUCAACGACCGGUUCAUGCCUCCUGACGACCCCCUGGGCCGCCGGGGACCCACCCUGAGCAACUUCCUGAGCAGGAAGCCAAAGCCCCCGGAGCCCUCCUGGCAGCACUGCCCAUACGGCAAGAAGUGCACCUACGGCAUCAAGUGCAAGUUCUACCACCCGGAGAGGCCGCACCACACGCAGCUGGCGGUGGCCGACGAGCUUCGCGCCCAAACGCGCACCUGGCGGGGUGCGGGCACCGAGGAGGAGCGACCGAGGGUCCGGGACGAUCAUGGCGGCCUGAAUUCAAAUGAAGUAUUUUCAUAUCCAUGA
Molecule: messenger RNA, 1088 nt
Organism: Myotis lucifugus (little brown bat)
Lineage: Eukaryota; Metazoa; Chordata; Mammalia; Chiroptera; Vespertilionidae
Gene: ZC3H12D
Product: zinc finger CCCH-type containing 12D
Biological process (GO): nuclear-transcribed mRNA catabolic process, RNase MRP-dependent; 3'-UTR-mediated mRNA destabilization
Cellular component (GO): nucleus; cytoplasmic ribonucleoprotein granule
Molecular function (GO): metal ion binding; RNA endonuclease activity; mRNA binding
Source: RefSeq, a predicted model, not a curated record